Molecule: messenger RNA, 865 nt
Organism: Pseudo-nitzschia multistriata
Lineage: Eukaryota; Bacillariophyta; Bacillariophyceae; Bacillariales; Bacillariaceae
Source: the annotation of a GenBank genome assembly
AUGCAAUGGUAAAAACCGAGAAACGACAAAAAGCAAGCCGGGGCAGCGGCGGCAACACUACGGGCAAAACGCGAGCAAGAUUGCAGAACAUGAAGUUGGUUUGGACAACCCCAACGCCUCAACCGAAAGGAAACAUCGGCAGAAAAAGAUUGGGACGGAAUCGAUCGGAACGAAUGAAGCACGAUAGGAGACCAUUGGGUGUGGUGUGGGUCUUUGCUUUGUGUGUUGGAUGGGUGCGUCUCCAUUCGYWUACCGACAGAUUCGUGCACGGAUUCUUCUCCGCGGCAAUGCAACCCCGAYUGUUACUUCGGACGUGUCUCCUCCGUAUUCCCGAUAGAGAAGGAGCAAGCCACGUCGUCAUUCCAGGCGGGCCGAGUCGUCCAAGAUUGUUCUGUMCUCCUGCUCGUUGUUUUGUUCGCGUGUACCGGCCGACUAUUCCAGCCRCUCGGGCGUCGUCUCUCCUGGUUUCUGUAUCACUGCUKUAUCUAGAGCUCGCCGCCGGCAGCCUUCUUGUUGUAGUCGCCGAUCGCGUCGAUCAUGGCCUCCGCAAGGGUGAUGUCCGGGCGUUCGUCUCCAGCUGGGUCGUCAUCCGCUUCGGCAACGCGAGCAAUUUGCACAACGCCGUCGACGAUGUAGAGGGCAAAGCGCUUGCUUCGGUUGAUCAGGCCCACCAUUUUGGGACCGGCCGCCGUCAUCUCCAUGUCCAGGGCCGCCGUUACUUCCCCAUAGGGAUCGGCAUAUAGAUGCAAGAUGGUGUCUUCGUCAUCCUCUGCAUCUGCCAUGCACUUGACGCCCUGGUYUUCGGCCCAAGCUGCCAUGACGGCCCCAUCGUUCACACAGUAGACCAUGAUAUCAUCCACACCCA